AUGCGUAAAUUAUUUAGGAAGUUCCUGCGCGUUGUGAACGCCGGGGAGAAAAACAAGUUGGACGAGAGUGCCCUGUUGGAACUACGAAAAUGGGGAAGGGAAAAGCUCCUUCAGAAUGACCAAGUGCUUGAGGAAUACCUGAACUAUCGCCAGGUGUUGCACGACUACACCAAUCUUUUGAGUUCAAAUGAAGAGAAGAGUGAAGAAGACAAAAUCGAAAAGGUUGCAAAUUAUGUGGGCCUCACAACGACUGCACCGAAAGAUGGAAAAAGCACACAUGUGAAUACUUAA
This is a messenger RNA of Plasmodium knowlesi strain H, 291 nucleotides long. Its product is annotated as conserved Plasmodium protein, unknown function. The transcript has a single exon. NCBI's taxonomy places the organism in Eukaryota, Apicomplexa, Aconoidasida, Haemosporida, Plasmodiidae. The coding region runs from base 1 to 291 and encodes 96 amino acids. The record is from RefSeq and is a predicted model, not a curated record.